AUGUCAGACGUUGUCUUGCGCACGCCAUUCACAAUUAGGGAACGCGGGUGGCAAUGCCUUGUGCGGCGUUCUCCUCCUCCCGUCUUUGCCGUGGCAGGAUACAGCCCUGAGAACACCACCUGGGAUGAGGUGCGCCUACUGGUGGUGGGCGCUGGCGGAAUUGGCUGUGAGGUUCUGCACACUUUGGCACUGAGUGGGUUUACAGACAUCACAGUUGUGGACAUGGACACCAUCGAACUCUCCAACCUCAAUCGACAGUUUUUCUUUUCGGAGGCAGACAUUGGUCGCAGCAAAGCGGAGGUAGCCGCGGCAUUUGUGGAGCGGCGUUGCCCAGGUGUGAAGGUACAUGUGGUAUUUGGACGUAUUGAGGACCAAACUGAUGACUUUUAUCGACAGUUUCAUGCCGUCAUUUUAGCAGUAGACUCCGUGGCGGCACGGCGGUGGAUUAAUCAAAAGAUUGCGGAAAUUGCCCUCUGGGAGAUUGUGGAUGUCGCGAAGGAAGGGCACGAGGGACGCAAGGAGAAACGUAUCACCAGUUCGAUUCCUUUUAUUGACACCGGUACGGAGGGGUACGAGGCCUCCUGUCGUGUCAUUCUCCUGGAGACGGGAAACACACCCUGCAUUGAAUGUGUGCUGGAUCUUUACCCCCCGCGGAAGACGGUGCCAUUCUGUACGCUAGAGAAUGUUCCGCGGUCUCCGGAGCACUGUGUUCUAUAUGUGCAAUUUCGUCUGUGGAAAGAACGGCGUCCGGGUGAGACACUUGAUAGCGAUGACAGAGAGCACAUGGAGUGGAUCUGCAAUGAGGCCCAGCGUCGCAAGGAGGCCUUUGGUAUCACAGGGCCCGACAUUGACUUUUCUUUUGCACUCGGGGUUGUUAAGAACAUUGUGCCAGCUGUCGGCUUCACCAAUGCGUUGGUGGCCGGCCAGGCGACUCUGGAGCUUAUGAAGCUGUUGACAGGUGUUGCUCCAUCGAUGCAAAGCUUUUCUUAUUUCAACGGUGCUGCAGAAUGUGGGGGGUUGACUUCAUACGUGACGCCCCUCUCUCCAAAUCCCUUAUGCCCCGUUUGCGCCCCACGUCCUGUUCUGCUGCUCACAUCUCAAAUGACCCCACGACGCGUACUGGCUGCUGUGAAGGAGCAAAUUCGACUUCCCACUGCUGUGCAUGGGAAGUGCGAGCUUCAAGAGAGCUCAUGGUCCGAUGGAACAUUACGGGUGCGUUUUGAGGGUGAUGCUGAGGUCUGUCUCCUUUACAAGAAAACAAAUCCAUUGCGGACUCGCAUUGUUGGAUCCACCAUUGAGGAGAUCUUUGCGGCAAGUGGUCACGCGGAUGCCUUUUCGCGGUGGUGUAGCGGGAGUGGAGUGACUUUCAACGUAGAGUACAGCUCCACGGACGUGUAUUUCUCUGCCGAGGCCCUAAUGUCAGGGGAUGCGAGAGCAUGA
This is a messenger RNA of Trypanosoma cruzi, 1440 nucleotides long. Its product is annotated as ubiquitin activating enzyme, putative. Gene Ontology annotation, biological process: protein neddylation. The record is from RefSeq and is a predicted model, not a curated record. The coding region runs from base 1 to 1440 and encodes 479 amino acids. NCBI's taxonomy places the organism in Eukaryota, Euglenozoa, Kinetoplastea, Trypanosomatida, Trypanosomatidae. Gene Ontology annotation, cellular component: cytoplasm; nucleus. Gene Ontology annotation, molecular function: NEDD8 activating enzyme activity. The transcript has a single exon.